Molecule: messenger RNA, 1904 nt
Organism: Oncorhynchus tshawytscha (Chinook salmon)
Lineage: Eukaryota; Metazoa; Chordata; Actinopteri; Salmoniformes; Salmonidae
Product: ubiquitin-conjugating enzyme E2 R2
Exons: 5
Coding region: 455-1183 (242 amino acids)
Biological process (GO): protein polyubiquitination; ubiquitin-dependent protein catabolic process
Molecular function (GO): ubiquitin conjugating enzyme activity
Source: RefSeq, a predicted model, not a curated record
CAUGGCAUAAAGCUUUGUGGGACCAGCUUAAGCGACUUCAGUUGCGACACGGUGAAGCAGCUGCUGUAGGAGGGGAGAUCUUUCCCUACUCUCUCGGACAGUCGUUCAUUUGUUUGUGAUUUCUAGUUUGCUUUGACUAUAAACAUUUCCGUUGCUCAAAUCUGGCUUUGAGUCAAUGAGGAAGCGUUCCGUUGCCCUCCAGGGGAAGAUCAACAACAGAUUCGCGAGAAAUGCUAGCAAGCUAGCGUUGGGUUGGUUGUAAGCGAGAGAUUUAUGGGUUUGUUCGAUCACAGUGGAAGAGAACCGAACGUAAUAACAGCGGAGAAUUGUUGAGACUUUGUGGGGAAACGAGUGAACAAUCAAACGGUUUCUGGGAGGGUGAUUUAAGUAGCUAGCUAGCUACAUUUUAUAUAAAAAGCUCUAGAUAGGUAUUUUAAACAGAUCGUCGCGGAAUAUGGCUCAGCAUGGACAUCAUCAUGUAGCCAGUUCCCAAAAAGCACUCAUGCUAGAAAUGAAAAGUCUUCAAGAGGAGCCAGUUGAAGGGUUCAGGAUAACUUUAGUGGACGAAUCAGACUUGUACAACUGGGAAGUUGCUAUAUUUGGACCCCCAAAUACUCACUAUGAGGGAGGUUAUUUUAAGGCUCGGAUCAAGUUCCCCAUUGACUAUCCCUACUCUCCUCCGGCCUUCCGCUUCCUCACCAAGAUGUGGCACCCCAACAUCUAUGAGAAUGGGGACGUGUGCAUCUCCAUCCUGCACCCCCCUGUGGACGACCCCCAGAGUGGAGAACUGGCUUCUGAGAGAUGGAACCCCACGCAGAAUGUCAGGACGAUCCUGCUGAGUGUGAUCUCUCUGCUCAACGAGCCCAACACCUUCUCCCCAGCCAACGUGGACGCCUCCGUCAUGUACCGCAAGUGGAGAGACAGCAAGGGCAAGGACAGAGAGUAUGCAGAGAUCAUCAGGAAGCAGGUCCACGCCACCAAAGCAGACGCUGAGCGCGACGGUGUGAAGGUGCCCACAACCCUGGCAGAGUAUUGCGUCCGCACCCGCGCCCCGCCCCCCGAUGAGGGCUCCAACCUCUUCUACGACGAUUACUAUGACGACGAGGACCUGGAGGACGAAGAUGAGGAUGAUGACGAGGACUGCUGCUACGACGAAGAUGACUCGGGAACCGAGGAGUCCUGACGACCCACCAUUGCCUCACUACCCCUUCCUCUCCCCUGUCACCACCCCCUUAAACUGAACUCAUACUCCAACCCCCCCCACACAGUAGUGCAGCCACACCUGCACGCUAAACCCAGAUGCAUUUUGAAAGAAAGCUACAGAUUUAGUUUGUCCAUUUUGUUUCUGGUGUUUUUAUUUUCCUGUCUGUGUAGUGUUGGAGCUAAUGCUAGCUCUACAAAUGAUUCCCAUGGUUUGCUCUCAAUGACCGCUUGCUUUUUAAAGUUUUGGGUAAGGGCUCGGUCUCCUGUAGAGUGUGUAUCCAGACACCGAGGCAGUGUGGAGAGAGAGGCCUGGGAUAGUAGUGUUCAUCUGAACUUGGUGACCUCUCACCUGGUUGACAGCCUUGUGAUGCCGGCCAGCCUGCCUGUCACAUGAAGCUUUCUGAGGUUAAGGGGACCCCUGACAUUUCACUAUUGGGUCUGGGGUGGCUCACAACUGUCUGCCACUGUCUACCUAGCUCCAGAGUCUAGUUUUACUGUAUGAAUUGGUGGUUUGUAAUGAUAAGGGCGUAUUGCAGACAGUUGAUGUUCUGAUGCUGGUGUACUCUUUUGGAGACCUCGUACAUUUUAGUCAUUUAGCAGACACUAUUAUCCACUGUUUUAUUUAACUAGGGAAGUCCGUUAAGAACACAUUCUUAUUUACAAUGACGGCCUAGGAACAGUGGGUUAACUGCCUUGUUCAG